Messenger RNA from Cherax quadricarinatus, 1446 nucleotides. RefSeq names its product protein O-linked-mannose beta-1,2-N-acetylglucosaminyltransferase 1-like. NCBI's taxonomy places the organism in Eukaryota, Metazoa, Arthropoda, Malacostraca, Decapoda, Parastacidae. Gene Ontology annotation, biological process: protein O-linked glycosylation via N-acetylgalactosamine. The record is from RefSeq and is a predicted model, not a curated record. Gene Ontology annotation, molecular function: beta-1,3-galactosyl-O-glycosyl-glycoprotein beta-1,3-N-acetylglucosaminyltransferase activity. Gene Ontology annotation, cellular component: Golgi membrane.
AUGACUCUAGUAGCAUGGCCCUAUCAACCUCGGCACUCCAUGAUGUCAUACGCGGCGAGGUCUCGACAACCUCCUCUUCCAGAGCCUGACGGGGUACCUCACCGUCAGGUCGACGACCACGCCCCGAUGGCGGCUGGCGCUGGACACACUGAGCCGCUAUGUGAUCAGAGCGCCGCAGAGGCGCAAGUUCUUCUCUGUCCAGGUGGAGAGUAUGUUGGGGGUCACCAUGCUGAUGUUUAUAAUGAUGCAAGGAUGUACAACCUACACAAGUACGCAGACAACUUGAGUCUACCGUCAACCUUCCGUUCUAUCUCCAGAGGCCGUGUGAUGAUCCUGGCCGUCAAGAGAGAUGCAGGCCUGAACAUGCCUAGAGGGGUCCGAGACCUUCUUCAAGAGCUGGGAUCCUUCAGAACUCAUCUCCUUCCCUUCAGAGGCUACAUGAGCUGGGUCUUCACCUCCUGGGGACCCUCGUGGGGUGAGUGUGUCGUGGACCAUACAGGAUUUUCCCAGGGAAAGACCACUGUUGACUCUGGCUCCUCUUUAAGGAAGACCACGCGCAACGUCAGUACCUACCUAGGAGAGAUCUCAGACCAGUCAGGGUCUUCCCUGGACACCGUCUACUACUCUCAGUCAUCAUCAGAACAAGCGCUGUUCCGCUUGAUUAAAGAGACGGACAUUUAUGCUUCACCGGUUCACCUAGAGGUGACUGUGCCACUGCUUCGUAAAGGAGACUGCUGGGGGUCACCUGACGGCAGAGAGGCGGAAAGGAGAACCUUCUGCAGGAACUUUGAUGGCUAUGGUGAUCUUUGCAACUGUGAUCACCCAGCACCACUCACCUACGCACCUAAACAGUUGGAGAACAGUGUUAUUGAUGAUGUUCCCGUUGUUAUCAUCGCCAGCUCCAGACCUCAAGCUUUGUACAGAUGCCUGGUGACGGUGCUGAGACAGGAAGGAGGUGUCAUCAGUAAAAUCCUGGUACUUCUUGAUGGGUAUAACCCUGAGAUGGUCGCUCUUCUGCGUCUCUUACAGGUGAACCACAGAGUGCACCACAUGGGAUCAGAGAGCUUCGUCACUAGUGGGGCUCGCAUCUCCCUGCACUACCGCUAUGCUCUGCAUGCUGUCUUCAGCACCUUCCCCGCAGCCUCCAAGGCCAUCAUUCUGGAGGAGGACAUCCUGGCAGCACCAGACUUCUUCAGCUACUUCAACCAGACAUCCUGGCUCUUGGACACAGAUCCCAGCAUCUUCUGCAUCAGUGCUUGGAACGACCUGGGCUCCCUACAUAUAGCCAGACACAUAUCCAGGCUCUAUAGAGUGGAGACCCACGCUGGCUACGGCUGGAUGCUCACUAGGAAACUCUUCAAUGAGAUCUAUCCACUCUGGCAGCAUCCCAAUAAGGUACAUGGUAACUAUUAUUGUAUUCCUCGGGAAGCUGUAAACUCGUGGUGA